Lutra lutra (Eurasian river otter) is the source of this 917-nucleotide messenger RNA. Its product is annotated as mitochondrial import inner membrane translocase subunit Tim17-A-like. The record is from RefSeq and is a predicted model, not a curated record. NCBI's taxonomy places the organism in Eukaryota, Metazoa, Chordata, Mammalia, Carnivora, Mustelidae. Gene Ontology annotation, cellular component: mitochondrial inner membrane; TIM23 mitochondrial import inner membrane translocase complex. Gene Ontology annotation, molecular function: transmembrane protein transporter activity. Gene Ontology annotation, biological process: protein import into mitochondrial matrix.
AUGGAGGAGUACACGCGAGAACCUUGCCCUUGGCGAAUUGUCGAUGACUGCGGUGGGGCCUUUACGAUGGGUACCAUAGGCCGUGGUGUCUUUCAGGCAAUAAAAGGUUUUCGAAAUUCUCCAGUGGGCGUAAACCACAGACUACGAGGGAGUUUGACGGCUAUUAAAACCAGGGCUCCGCAGUUGGGAGGUAGCUUUGCAGUUUGGGGAGGUUUGUUUUCCAUGAUUGACUGCAGUAUGGUUCAAGUCAGGGAAGAAGAUCCCUGGAACUCCAUCACAAGCGGUGCCUUAACAGGAGCCAUACUGGCAGCGAGAAAUGGACCAGUGGCCAUGGUUGGGUCAGCAGCGAUGGGUGGCAUUUUCCUAGCUUUAAUUGAAGGAGCUGGUAUCUUGUUGACAAGAUUUGCCUCUGCCCAGUUUCCCAAUGGUCCUCAGUUUGCUGAAGACCCUUCUCAGCUGCCUUCAGCCCAGUUACCAUCCUCACCUUUUGGAGACUAUCGGCAAUAUCAGUAGGACUUCUUUCCCAGGAUUUCUGUAACAGAAUGAGCUGUAGUUAAAGAAGGAAUUUCAGAAGAUAAGUUAGAGUCUGCUUUUAAAACCACAGGUGGGAUAGCUACGGCCAAAUAGGCUUUGAAGAGACAUUCAGCUCUUUUUUCUAUUCAAGGGAACAUUGCAGGGGUGGGGCGCAGACAUUAAAAGAUAAUCCAUUUAUUUAUUCACAGUUGGAUUGCAUUUGUGAUCAAAAUAAAUGUCUAAUAUCUUUAAAAGAAAAUAUAAUAAAUGCUUAGAAGAUGAAGGACCACGGGACAAACAACAGUGAGACGUGACCAUCAUUUCUUCGGGGAUUUCUCUGCCUGGUUUUGUGUGUUCUGUCAGCCAAACGAUAAAAAAAUCCUGGAAUUCACUCUUUCUUUUAA